AUAAAUAAGCGCAGCUCUCUAUACCAGAACUUGAAAUAUUUUUCCCUCUUCUCAGAAGUUUCGCCGCGACGCUGCCACUGUGCUCGCGCUCUAGCCCCGACGCUGUGAUGGCCACCUUCGGAGCAGCUCCUGCUGGGAACCACAACCCUAACAAGUCUUUCGAGGUGAUUCAACCUCCCAGCGAUUCCGUUUCGAGCCUCAGUUUCAGCCCAAGGGCCAACCACUUAGUUGCUACUUCGUGGGAUAAUCAGGUGCGGUGCUGGGAACUUACGAGGAACGGGGCUUCGGUAACUAGCGUGCCCAAGGCAUCAAUAUCACAUGACCAACCGGUACUUUGUUCAGCUUGGAAGGAUGAUGGAACGACUGUCUUUUCUGGAGGCUGUGAUAAGCAAGCAAAAAUGUGGUCUUUAAUGUCUGGAGGUCAGCCAGUGACAGUUGCCAUGCACGAUGCACCCAUUAAAGAGAUCGCUUGGAUCCCAGAGAUGAAUGUAUUAGUUACGGGAAGCUGGGACAAGACCUUGAAGUACUGGGACACAAGGCAGUCAAAUCCAGUACAUACUCAACAGCUACCAGAACGCUGCCGUGCACUUACAGUGAGACAUCCCCUGAUGGUUGUUGCCACGGCAGAUAGGCAUCUUAUUGUCUUUAAUCUGCAGAAUCCUCAGAUUGAGUUCAAGAGAAUUCCUUCACCCCUAAAGUACCAGACAAGAUGUGUUGCAGCUUUCCCUGACCAGCAAGGUUUCCUGGUUGGAUCCAUCGAGGGGAGGGUUGGUGUUCAUCACCUGGAUGAAUCCCAGAGCAGUAGAAACUUCACUUUUAAGUGUCAUAGAGAUACCACUGAGAUUUAUUCUGUCAACUCCUUGAAUUUCCAUCCAGUGCAUCAUACCUUUGCCACUGCUGGAUCUGAUGGUGCUUUUAACUUUUGGGACAAGGAUAGCAAACAAAGACUUAAGGCAAUGUCAAGAUGCAGCCAACCAAUACCUUGUAGCGCCUUCAAUAAUGAUGGCACAUUAUAUGCAUACUCGGUCUGUUAUGACUGGAGCAAGGGGGCAGAAAAUCACAAUCCUGCUACAGCAAAGACCUAUAUCUUCUUGCACUUACCACAGGAAUCAGAGGUCAAACCGAAGCCACGGGUUGGAACAACUAACAGGAAGUGAAGUUGUUGAUUAGUUUCAAGUAGGAAGUUUUGGGGGACACUGGCAGUGAAGAAAACGGUUCUUUUCAUUUAUCAGAAAUCGUAGGAUAGGAAUGGUCCGUCCCUCAUUGUGGUUUUUGAAGUUAUAGUAAUCCAUUGUCGAUAUGUUUUUUUUUUUUUUUUGUCAUUUUCAUUUAGCUGUAACAUUUGCCGUCUCUGAUAAGCCAAGUUGUAUUCACCGGGGAGGACGGGAGGAGUGGCGCUUAUGUCAGUAUUGUUUUUGUCAUGGCACUUAUUUCAGUAUUUUUUUUUUCGUGUCUAUCACCUUGAUGUUUGAAGAAUGAAUACAUUUCCUACUUCUCGGGAACACAAACAAUAUUUUUACCAGUAUCAUCUGAAGUAAAAGUGUCUAGAGCACGACUUGUUCACCGUUGCUUGAA
Rhodamnia argentea is the source of this 1575-nucleotide messenger RNA. RefSeq names its product protein RAE1. Gene Ontology annotation, cellular component: nuclear pore. Gene Ontology annotation, biological process: RNA export from nucleus; transcription-dependent tethering of RNA polymerase II gene DNA at nuclear periphery. Gene Ontology annotation, molecular function: ubiquitin binding; RNA binding. NCBI's taxonomy places the organism in Eukaryota, Viridiplantae, Streptophyta, Magnoliopsida, Myrtales, Myrtaceae. The coding region runs from base 108 to 1157 and encodes 349 amino acids. The transcript is spliced from 11 exons. The record is from RefSeq and is a predicted model, not a curated record.